This is a messenger RNA of Danaus plexippus (monarch butterfly), 5622 nucleotides long. It is a transcript of the gene Pde8, whose product is annotated as high affinity cAMP-specific and IBMX-insensitive 3',5'-cyclic phosphodiesterase 8. Gene Ontology annotation, molecular function: 3',5'-cyclic-nucleotide phosphodiesterase activity. NCBI's taxonomy places the organism in Eukaryota, Metazoa, Arthropoda, Insecta, Lepidoptera, Nymphalidae. Bases 367 to 3126 code for a protein of 919 amino acids. Gene Ontology annotation, biological process: positive regulation of ERK1 and ERK2 cascade; signal transduction. The record is from RefSeq and is a predicted model, not a curated record. The transcript has 17 exons.
UUCAUUGUGCUGCGUAUGAGUUUUAUUUCCUGUUUGAUAUUACUUUUACAAUACGCAAAAUAUUAUAUUGUAUUAAAGUUUUAAAUGUGUGGAAUAGAUAAAAAACGAGGAGCUAGUCACUUGUGAAUUGUUCAAUAUGUAAUGUUUUAACGUGUUUCCUGUGAUAUAAAUAAUUAUAAAAUGUCCUCUCGUCAUCAAGAACCACUGUUUCGUAUUAUCAAAUAAUAGAGUUUUUCGUGACAAGAUUAUUUUAAUUACUCUUAUUGGUCAUACUUAAAUACGUCAUCUAUUAGUGAUUGAAGAAAGAUUUUGGAGACAGACAAUUUUAUUAAUGAAUAAACAUUAGGUGUCCGGUAAUCGUAAAACAUGAACGGUAAUAACAUAAUGAGGGAAUCAAACGUCGGAGAGAAGGUUAAAGUAAAGAGAAACGGGUGCUGGGCCAGGUUCAUUAGUUUGUUUGAAGAGAGAGGAUUCGAUCUAGAAUUUGAAUACCACUGUAAUAAUACUAUUAAUGUUUUAAAAGAAAAUCAAAGUGAAAGUGAAGGCUAUAAAAAACUCGAAGAAAGUAGAAAUUCAAUCCGCAAAAAAUCUGAAGAAAUAGUGAAUAUAGAUGGGGAAUUAUCGGGAGUUAUAAAUUUUUAUGAGCAAUUUGCUUCACUGAAUGAUGACUCGAAGGAGGAAGUUUUAGAAAAUAAGCGAAGAUCCACGCUACGUCACAGGGUCUCUAUGAGACCGAGUUUACUCUUAACUAACAUAGCAGAAGAAACAGCUGAUGUUGACGAGGAACAGAACAGGUCGCCACCACCGUCGCAAGUCCCGUCAGCCUUACUGUACGCCCCCGCGGAGCCAUUAGAGCUGCUAUGUGUGUUCCCGGAGCGAGGGUCUCGCGUCUGUGCUGCAGCCUGCAGCGCGGCUGCCAGGUCAGGGGGCGAGUCGCGGGCUGUUCGCUCUGCCAGAGAAGCCUUGGACGCUUUCAGACGAGACCAAGACGCAAGACAACCCCACGUUGUCGUGAUUGACGCCCGACAAAUACAGCUCAUGGACGCUACCUUAUUGGCACGUGCUAUACGCGGAAUGAAGAACACGCAACACGUCAUCUUAAUCGCAGUGGUCAAAAAAAGUGCAUAUCUGAAAGAUGACUUUGCCGUACUACCUUAUCUGGAAGCUGGCUUCAAUAGGAUUAUGGUGGAAACUCUUAGCGCUUCAGCGUGGUGUGCGGAAAUGCUUCAAGCUAGGGCAGCGUCAGCAACAGCUCGUGCACAAAUCGGCGCUGUGGCAGCGCUUGCGGCGGCUGCUGACCGCUGCAGAGAUCUGGUCGCCGUUACAGAUGAUCAGCAAAGAAUACUUCUAACAAAUAAAUCAUGGUGCCGCGUCGUGGGUUCGAGGAUCGAAGAAGGUCCGCGACCUUUGACCGAAGCAAUUAGCGGAGAAGCGCUCCGACUGGCCGCGAGCGGUGUCCGGGACUGGGAGGCACCGAUCAUGCUUCGACGCAGAGCAACCCCUGAUUCCGUACUACUGCCGUGUCGAGGAUCUUCGGUGGCGUUAAACAGAAGUACAUCCCACGUGGUGUUAGUGUGUGAGGCGGCGGGUGUGUUGGAGGGCGAGCGCGCUCGGGGCUCGCUUCAUUCCAUCCGCCGAGGUUCACUGGACGUUAGAUCGGUAGCAUCUGACGGGCUGCGACGGACCUCUCUCGCAAAACUUCAGGGUCUUCCGCUCGAGGCGCCCAUUACUAAGGUGAUAUCUCUUCUCUCUACGGCCACGGAGGGCGCUCCGCCCUCGACUGUGGCGUGUAUCGAGCGUGCGGUCGACAUGCUCCGCACCUCCGAGCUCUACUCCCCCCAGAUGCGAGAAGACCCCAAAAUGAGAGCAGAGGACCCCAUCGCCACCGACCUCAUUGGGGCCUUACUAUCUCGGGAACAGCUCAACACAAACCUUGCUUACCUGCAAGGCACAACAAACGUGCUGUCUUCACGACGAAGCAGCAACGACUCCACGGUGGUCAGGUCCCAAGCGAACAGAACAAACAUGAAGCACAAGACAACAGGUCAACUCCGCGAGGUUUUAGAUACAGCGUUGAGCUGGGAUUUCGAGAUCUUCCGCUUGGAGGAUCUAACACGGGGCCGCCCCCUCACUCACCUGGGCCUCACCCUUAUGGGGGGUCGUUUCGACGUGUGCUCAGCCCUGGAGUGCGAUGAGAGGACGUUACUCCACUGGCUCACCAUCAUUGAGACUAACUACCACGCCGUCAACACCUACCACAACUCCACCCACGCCGCUGAUGUCUUACAGGCGGUGGCGUUCUUCCUGGAGAAGGAUCGUCUGAAGUCAGUGCUGGAACCGCUGGAGGCGGCGGCUGCUUUGAUAUCCGCUGCCGCUCAUGACAUAGACCACCCCGGGACCUCUUCAGCGUUCCUCUGCAACUCGCGGCACUCCCUCGCCAUACUCUAUAACGACGUCUGUGUGUUGGAGUCACAUCACGCCGCGCUCACGUUCAAACUCACUCUCAACGACGACCGCGUCAACAUAUUUAAGAACCUGGAUCGCGACACGUACAAGAACGUCCGCCACAACGUCAUCGACAUGAUCCUCGCCACUGAGAUGACCAAACACUUCGAGCACCUCGCCAAGUUCGUGAACGUGUUCUACGCCAGGAGCAGCGGCAGCAAGGAGGACGGCAUGCAGACUGAUGAACCACUGUCUUUGGACACAACGGCCCUGACUUCGCCAGAAAACGUCGUCCUUAUAAAGAGAAUGAUGAUCAAAUGUGCUGACGUCUCCAACGCAUCGAGACCACAGAAAUUCGCCUUCGAAUGGGCCAGGAGAAUCGCUGAAGAGUAUUUCCUCCAAACGGAUGAGGAGAAGGCCAAGGACCUACCGGUGGUGAUGCCGAUGUUCGACCGCGCCACCUGCUCCAUACCUCGCUCACAGAUCGGGUUCAUUGACUACAUCAUCAUCGACAUGAUGGAGGCCUGGGCCGCUUUCAUCGAUAUGCCGGAGUUAGUGACGCACGCGAGGAACAAUCACGCGCGCUGGCGGGAACUUGACGAGGCGGGAGUUACCACCAUCGCGGACGUGCGACGAGCUCAGAGACAGGCUAUCACCACCAGCAACACCACCGAGGAGUGAUCCGCCUUACAAAAGUUUUACUAAAUCAACAACAAAAAAAUUGACGUUUUUUAAGCUAUGGCUUCAUUCGCAAUUUAAUUGUCGAAUUAAUUGCCAAUGUCAAAACUUGACUUUCUCUAGUUGACAGUUGUCAAUGUAAACCGUCAAACUAUAUGUCAUAUUCACUGUCAACGUCAUUAUGACAUUUUUGUGUAUUUAAGUCUAUGGUGUUUUUUUUUAUCUAUUAUACCCUUUUUCAAUUUAGUGACUUCAAAUUUAUACUGAAUGUCAGAGUGAAAUGAUCGCUUAUAUAAAUGAUUUUUACUCAUAUUUUCUUAUGGAAAUUAUGUAAUAUUGAAAUAUUGUUUGAAAUCAAUUAAUUACUACGAGUCGUUAUUUAUUUUCCCAAUUUAAAUUUUCUUGAUUCAGAAGUCUGGUCGACUCUAGUUAACACUCAUUGAUAAAACUUAAACAAACUACUUACUUACUUAAGCAGAAAAACAAAACUCAAUGUUUAAAAUAAACAAAUUACAGGAUAACAACCAAUGUAAAAAAAAGUCACUAUGACACUACGUAAUGAUACUUAGUAAAAGUUAGUGAUCUAUGAAAUAACAUUUGUGGAUAUCGAGACAAAAUACAUGAAAACCGGACACGACUUAACUGACGGGAGUAACCCGGAUAUGAUUGCGACGUCAACUCUAAAAGUCUGAAACGGAUGAUCGGCGAUGCGUCCGGAGAUACGCUUAUUUUAUACCUAUUGUAUCAGUGUUAGUGGGUAUGUGUAUUAUACUAAUAGCGGUAGACGCCAUGUUUGUAUUUCGUGGAUUUCAUUGUUAUAUCUAAAUGUUAUACGUUACGAGUCCUGCAGUUGCCAUUUAGACGGGUAUUUAUUUGUGUAGUAUACGUAAUAUGUAACCGUGAUGCAGUGCCAUAUGUGUAGUGGCGGGCUGUUUUCAUCUAUUAUCACUCCAUGACAGAGUACGCCAUUCCGCCAUUGUUGUCCAGCUGAUUGUCAUUCUGCGUACAGCCAAAGUAAUCAAUAUGAAUCUAACGCGAGCGCUACAAAGAUUUAUCAUACGGCUGAGACAGCACGAUUAAAUUGUACCAAAUUAAUUCGUGUUCGAUGCAAUGGCAGAUGAUACGGCAUAUUUUAGUCCUCUUUAUUUUGUAUUUUCCAUACAGCUUUCUUCUUAGCUAAUCAAAUCCUAUAAUAAUUGAUUGGUCCACUUACACUUGAGCUUCGAGGAAAAUUCCUAUUUUUAUAUAUAAACUUUUAUAAUAUAUACCCAUUUCGAACUCCAUAUCAAAAUUCCAAAAAAUUUUUGACAUCUUUUCUAAUCUAUAAACUAUAUAAACCUUCAUUUACAUAACAUUAAAGUUUUAUAUGAUGUAUUUUAUUGGAUUAGUAAAUUCUUAUAACCUAGCAGAUAUAUCUUAAAGCCUAACUCGUGUUUCUAUUAAUUUAUUGUAUUCGAAUAAGAUUCAAAGUGUUUAUACUAACUAUAACGACUAUAGAUAACGUAGAACUUUAUUCGUCUACAUGACGCUGGUAGUUUAAGUGAUUUACAUAUUGUAUGAGUAAAAUAUAAUAUUACGCUUCCUUGUGCUCAAUGUCAAUACAUAGCGGUCUAAUUGUACUGUUUACAUGUUUACCUUAUACUAUGUUAUUUAUAAGUUUGUGUUCAGUCUCAUAUAGAUUGUUAACAAUAUUUUGUCCCUACUAAUGAAGUACACGUAUGUUAGUUAUAAUUUUUAUUGUACUUUGCUAGUUAGCUCAAUUGUGUGACGCCCGCGUACGAUAUUUGUUUAAAGUAAUGUUUUUAUUCUCUCCUCUAUUCCAUUUAAAGGAAGUAAUCUCAGAUUGUUAUGCUACUGACCAAUAUAGAUGACAGUGUUGCCAUGUGUUAUUAUAAUUUAACUAUAAUUUUUGGAUAAAAAGUGUACAGCGCCCUUAGUAUAUGGAUUAGGAUAAAUAAAAUAAAAUUUCAAGUUUUAAGCCUAUUACAUACUGAGAGCACUGUACUGAAAGUUUGUAGUUAACGAUCUUAGUAAUAUAGAGGAGACUUUAACAUUGAAUAGUAGAUGUUUUAUUUAUGCUAAAAAUAUAUAUUUUAAAAAGGCCAUGAUUAAUAUAAUUAAUGUUAUAGUUUAUGUUACUUGUAAGGUUUGAAUAAGGGGGCUGGUCCCUGGAGCGGAUUGUUGUGUAAUUUAUAUGAAGAAUAUAUAAAGACGGAAUAUGUUUAAAAAAAAAUGUACUUUUUAAUAUCGAUCUUGAUGUUUUAAAUUUUUAAUAUUACUUUGUUGCUUCAAUCAAAUAAUAUAUAGCGAGUUGUUUUAAACGAUGUAACUUUCAAGUAGGCCUUCACGAUGACAAAGGUUAUAUAAAUGUAUUUGCGAAAUAAAAAAAAAAUAUAAUGUUUUAAUAAUGUAACAUUUUAAACUGAUUUCCGAGUAUUAUAUGUCCUGUUUAAUGAAUGACAUUGUUAAGUGUUGUGUAAAUUAAGAAAUACUUACAAU